AUGUCUUGUACAAUAUGGAUGCGACCGUGCCAGGAAUUGGACAGACAAACCCAUUACCUAUCGUGUGGACGUUCAGGUCACAUCGGGGGAUUUGAACUCAUCAUUCCCAACCCACCAGAAGAACUUUCAAAUGCAUUGAAGCCGUAUUCCGUCCGCACAGGCGAAGGCGACGUCGCUAUCACUGCGUCGUUAUACGAUGCGUUGACCCGGACUCAACAGGCUGAAGGAUCCAUCGACAUCUGGGCUGACAGUAUCUCAAUCAGUCAGGCUGACGCAACGGAGAAGUCACAUGAGGCCACGCAGGUUUUUGGCUGGGUUGGGGAUGAAGCUAAAGAGAGUAGUCUCGCCAUGAACGCCUUGCGGAGUAUUACUGUCUCACCGAGCGCGGUGUCGAGGCUUGAGAAGAAUAUCUGGGGUGCUAUCAUUAAACUCUUCGCAAGGCCCUGGUUUGUCCGAUCGUGGGUGAUUCAAGAUGUCAUUCUUGCGAGAGAGCUCCAUGUCGUCUGUGGCUCCGAGAAGCUGUCAUGGGAAAAGCUUUACGAUGCAGUACACAUAUGCGAGACAUGUAUCGAAAAUAACGAGAAGUAUGAGCUGUUGGAUCUAUUCGAACUUUUCCAGCAUGCAAAGUCCACACUCAGACGCGACAGGCUGUUCACGUUGCUCAAUAUCGCAGCAGAUGCCGAGGGGUUUAGCACGGAUUUUAUUGUGUUUGAGUAUGCUUCGAAGUUCGCAGUUCGUGGAAAAGGGCUAGAACUACUUUCUCGUGCCCGGGGAUUAUCCUCUUCGCGCCGUUUUCCAUCCUGGAUACCGGAUUGGACUGCCAACCGGUACCCUACAACGAUCUCAGGAUGGCCAUCAGAACAGAAAUACCGCGCAACAGGUGAUAGUGAAGCAAGCAUCUCGGUGGAUCCAGACAACAAAGCGAUAUUGUUAGCCGGCGGGCUGAUAGUCGACACUGUUGUAAGGGUGGGCAGUUGUCUUUCACAGGUCGACAAGGCGAUGGAUGACAUCACGGAUAUCUUAAAACGGUUGGAUUUGUCACAGCCGGGGUAUCCCACCGAGGGAUCGAGAGGCGUCUUGAAAUUCCGCAUCCCGAUUGGUGAGGCAUGGAGAGGCGUUCAAGGCUGA
Molecule: messenger RNA, 1128 nt
Organism: Aspergillus sclerotioniger CBS 115572
Lineage: Eukaryota; Fungi; Ascomycota; Eurotiomycetes; Eurotiales; Aspergillaceae
Exons: 4
Coding region: 1-1128 (375 amino acids)
Source: RefSeq, a predicted model, not a curated record